Molecule: messenger RNA, 1346 nt
Organism: Onychostruthus taczanowskii (white-rumped snowfinch)
Lineage: Eukaryota; Metazoa; Chordata; Aves; Passeriformes; Passeridae
Product: inositol 1,4,5-trisphosphate receptor-interacting protein-like 1
Exons: 2
Coding region: 21-1343 (440 amino acids)
Cellular component (GO): membrane
Source: RefSeq, a predicted model, not a curated record
UGUGUGUCCUCCUGCAGACCAUGGCUUUACUACCAUUCCUGUUCGUGCUCGUGCAAAGCCUGAUCCAGUACCCCCAGCCGGCUGGGGAUGGGCUGGAUGAGGCCACGCACCGGCGAAUGCAGGAGCGUCAGGAGCUGCUGGAGCAUGAGAUGGCUCGGCUGCUGCAGGAGCUGGAGCGGGGGCCCCCGGACGAGGGCUGGGGAGCCAUGCUCUUUGGUGCCCUGCAGCAGUGGCCAUUCUGGGUUCUUGCUGGACUCCUGCUCCUCUUGGGCCUGUGGUUUAGCUGCAGGAGAAGGAGCUGUGAGGUCAGCAGCAGCGGCAAGGACCAGAGCUCCUGCAAAACCUUGGAAGACGACGAGUGGGAAACAGAAGAGGAAGAAGACUGUGUUGAUUCAGAGGAAGAUGGAGAAGAUGGAGGAAACACGGAUGUGACUGUGGAGGCUGACAAGAACGGCAGUGGAAGUGACAGAGAAGGCAGUCCUCUGGUGUGCACGUGCAAGAGGGAGCAGCUGGGCGAGAAGCUGUUGUGCUUCCUGCACGACUCGCAGGAGGAGCUGUGGCGGAAGCACAAGCGCAGCCUCCUAGAGACACUCUGCACCGGCUCCUACCUGGAUGUGGAGAAGACCUCCCACUGGUUCCACCAGCUGGUGCGAUGUUCGUGGCUCCAUGUGCCUCAUUCAUACUCAUGGCACUUGGUGUUUCAGUCCUGCAGCCGGUCCUGCCAAUUCCAGCUGAGCAAAGGCAAGAAGAGCCUGAUGGUGGAGAUGCUCUUUGGGGUGCGCCAAGGGGACUCCGACAUCUUUGUGGUCAGCCAGCCCACAGAGGCCCAGAAAGGUGCCUCCAUCAACUUUGUGAGCAGUCAGCCUGCCAAGGCCAACAUCAUUGCAAGCACAGCGUGGCCUGAGACGUACGCUGUGGCAGAGGCGAAAUUCUUCCAGCACAUCGCCAGGAAGCUGCCAUGUCGGAGCUUGCAUCUGAAAUGCCUGCAGGUCUUCACCUGCAUCCUGAGGGGCACAGGGUUUUCCAGCUCUACCUGGAAGACUGUGGUCAUGCACGUGCUGACCACAGUACCCGUGUCCCAGUGGCGCAGGCGGGAAUUUGAACGGCGGCUGUGGGAUGUCAUGGCGUACCUGCACCGCUGCCUGCAGUUGAAACGCCUGGAGCACUUUGUGCAAGGCAAUGAGAGGCUUCCUGCAGAGAUCAGCUUGCCGCCGGCAACGCGAGGGGUUGAGCCGCUCAACCUCUUCGAGCACCUGGCCCGAGAUCCGGCCACCCACAGGGAGGCGAUGCAAGCUUAUGGCCAGCUGCGAUAUCGCCUCUGGAUGAUGCUCUCCAGCCACUGAGAG